Molecule: messenger RNA, 1160 nt
Organism: Alosa sapidissima (American shad)
Lineage: Eukaryota; Metazoa; Chordata; Actinopteri; Clupeiformes; Clupeidae
Gene: mettl1
Product: methyltransferase 1, tRNA methylguanosine
Exons: 6
Coding region: 130-873 (247 amino acids)
Biological process (GO): tRNA methylation; RNA (guanine-N7)-methylation
Cellular component (GO): tRNA methyltransferase complex
Molecular function (GO): tRNA (guanine(46)-N7)-methyltransferase activity
Source: RefSeq, a predicted model, not a curated record
CGUCAUCCAUGUGCGACUCAUAGCAGUCAACGUGCGUUUAACUGGCGACUUGAGCUUUCUGUAUUUGGGUGUUUAUUUUACUCUGUAUAACAUAUUUAUGCGAAAUUGAUCGCCUCUGAUACAAGUAAGAUGAGCGUUUCGAUGCCACAGAAACGUUAUUACCGCCAAAGGGCUCAUUCCAAUCCAAUGGCAGACCACACAUUCAAGUAUCCCGUGUGUCCAGAAGAAAUGGACUGGUCAGAGCUGUAUCCAGAGUUUUGCAGUCCACCUGAUGAACGUCAUGACUACGAGCCAGACAGGCCAAGAGCCAAAGUAGAGUUUGCCGACAUCGGCUGUGGAUACGGAGGACUUCUUGUUGAGCUGUCCCUUCUCUUCCCUGAUACACUGAUAUUGGGUCUGGAGAUCCGUGUGAAAGUGUCCGAUUAUGUCCAGGACCGCAUUAAAUCUCUCCGUGUUGCAGAGCCUGGUCGCUACCAGAACAUUGCUUGCCUACGUAGCAAUGCCAUGAAGUACCUGCCCAACUUCUUCACCAAAGGUCAGCUCAGCAAGCUGUUCUUCCUCUUUCCCGACCCGCACUUCAAGAGGACCAAACACAAGUGGCGGAUCAUCAGUCCCACGCUGCUGGCGGAGUAUGCCUACACUCUCCGCAUCGGGGGUUUGGUGUACACAAACACAGAUGUUGAAGAAGUGCAUCUAUGGAUGGUGAAGCACUUCACGGAACACCCCCUGUUCACACGUGUCCCAGAGGAAGAGCUGGUUGAUGAUGUCAUCAUUGGUCGCCUUGGCACAUGCACAGAGGAGGGGAAAAAAGUGCAGCGCAACGGUGGAAAGAACUUUCUAGCAGUCUUCCGUCGAGUGGACGAUCAGAGUUAAGAACAAAAUGUUCCACAGCCUGACAUCUCCGAGUGGACAUUCUCUAUGGUGAAUGGAUCAUCACCUGCCCACCACACCUGGUCAGCAGGUUACAGGUGUAUGACUGAAACUUUGGUGUCCCACUGUAGGUUUAAACACCGCAUAUGGGACCACCUACCAGUUAAGCAGCUCAGUAGCUGCCAUUCUCCACUGGAAGAGUGUGAGAGGGGUUUUUUUCCAGUUUGAAAUGAUCUGUGGAGACUUCAGUCUUAUUUUAUGUUUUCAAUAAAAAAAAAAUCUGUUCAGCA